CACACGGAGAAAGGACGAAGCGAUAUAAGAGGAUUUUUAGAUGACAUCCUUAGUCUACAACAUUCAUUCGAUGCAGAAAGUCAAGAUUGGUGUUUGUGGCUAAUCGCUAGUGGAACACCUCCAGAGGAAUUUAAAAAUGUCCUGAGGUCAUUCGACUCGCCGACAAUCUGUGGUCUGGUGUGGAAUAGAAACUUUGUGGCAUACCGAUGCAGGGACUGUGGAAUCUCGCCUUGUAUGUCAUUGUGUGCAGACUGUUUUCACGCAGGUAAUCACGAAGGCCAUGAUUUCAACAUGUUUAAAAGUCAGGCUGGUGGAGCGUGUGAUUGUGGAGAUGAAGAUGUCAUGAAAUCAGACGGGUGCGUA
Molecule: messenger RNA, 363 nt
Organism: Pocillopora meandrina
Lineage: Eukaryota; Metazoa; Cnidaria; Anthozoa; Scleractinia; Pocilloporidae
Source: the annotation of a GenBank genome assembly